AUGGAAACAAAGCUAGGAAAACAUGGGUGUUACCUGAAUCAAACAGAGAAAAGUAGAGACAGGGAGAGGACAACCGAUAUAGGGUUAGGAGGCAGGGAAACGACUGAGCCAGAGGAAUUAAUAAACAUAGAUUUGGAUGUGUUGGGAGACCGUGGAUACGGAGGAAACGGUGGAUACGGAGGAGACGGUGGAUACCGAGGAGACGGUGGAUACGGAGGAGACGGUGGAUACGGAGGAGACGGUGGAUACGGAGGAGACAGUGGAUAUGGUGGAUACGGUAGAUACGGGGGAUACGGUGGAUACGGAGGAGACGGUGAUCAUCAGCAAUUCAUUUCCCCGGGCACUCCUUACGUUCAUCAAAACAAUUCGGACGUUGGAGGAUAUGGUAGAUAUGGUGGUGAAGCACCUCCCAUUCUGGACAGUCCGUACUUAAAAAAGACGGUUUUCAACUCCUUAGAUGAACUAAAGAAACGGAUACAAGAAAUAGCAAACGCGGAUGGUUUCGUUAUUGUCACCCGUCGAUCAAAGAAAAUCGGGGGAAGAACCGGGAGGGUAUGGCUUGAAUGUGAUCGUGGUGGUGAGCACCAGAGUACAGCAACACUUAGAAAAGCUGGAAGCAAAAAAACCGGUUGCCCGUUUUACCUGCUGGCUGUCCGAAACCACCCAUAUGAAACCUGGGAGAUAAAAGACGGAACAAUUGAACAUAACCACGAACUUUGUGAGGACCUGUCGGCCCACUCGUUUGUGCGAAGGUUUACUCCAAGCGAAAUGAAACUGAUCGAGCAGCUGACAGCUCAAAACAUGGAGCCGCGCAAAAUAUUUCAAACGAUAAGGAAGCAGGACCCCGACAGGUUUCAUGUUCAGAAAGACGUUCAAAACGUUGUAGCGAAGAUUAGAGCCGAACAAAGACAAGGAUUGACUCCCAUGCAGUCACUAGAAAAUGUGCUGAUAAACAACGACUUUAUUUACGAGACACGGGAAGAACCCGGAACAGAGAUCGUAACAAAGAUCUUCUUUCUUCAUCGGGACUCGAGAGUCAUGUGGCGUGCAUUGCCCCACGUCAUGAUGAUCGAUGCGACGUACAAGACAAACAUAUACAAUAUGCCCUUUAUCCAGAUUGUUGGUAUGACGCCUACCAACAAAUCGUUUAUUAUCGCGCAUGCCGUUGUUAGUAAAGAACGGGGUGAUAACUUUGUGUGGGUGCUUGAGAGGAGACCUAGCCCUUAUGGGCGCGUGUGCUAA
Messenger RNA from Helianthus annuus (common sunflower), 1242 nucleotides. Its product is annotated as protein FAR1-RELATED SEQUENCE 5-like. Gene Ontology annotation, biological process: L-valine catabolic process; thymine catabolic process. Gene Ontology annotation, molecular function: methylmalonate-semialdehyde dehydrogenase (acylating, NAD+) activity; malonate-semialdehyde dehydrogenase (acetylating, [NAD(P)+]) activity. The record is from RefSeq and is a predicted model, not a curated record. NCBI's taxonomy places the organism in Eukaryota, Viridiplantae, Streptophyta, Magnoliopsida, Asterales, Asteraceae. The transcript has 4 exons. Gene Ontology annotation, cellular component: mitochondrion. Bases 1 to 1242 code for a protein of 413 amino acids.